AUGGGCGAGGAGGACGGCGGCGACGAGGACAUCGAGAAGCACGUGAAGCGGCGCUUCGAGAUCUGCCAGCGCCUGGGCAAAGGCGCCUACGGCAUCGUCUGGAAGGCCGUGGAGAAGCGGAGCCACAACGUCAUCGCUUUGAAGAAGUGCUUCGACGCGUUCCGCAAUUCGACCGACGCGCAGCGGACGUUCCGCGAGAUCAUGUACCUCCAGAAGCUCAGCGGCCACGAGAACAUCAUCCGGCUCCAGCACAUCAUCAAGGCCGAGAACGACCGCGACAUCUACCUGACCUUCGACCACAUGGAGACGGACCUGCACGCGGUCAUCCGCGCGGCGAUCCUCGAGGACAUCCACAAGAAGUACAUCAUCUACCAGCUGCUCAAGGCGCUCAAGUACAUGCACAGCGGCGACCUGCUCCACCGCGACAUCAAGCCGUCGAAUUUAUUGCUGAACAGCGACUGCCACGUGAAGCUCUGCGACUUCGGGCUCUGCCGGUCGGUGGCGGAGGUCGAGGGCCCGAGCCCCGUGCUCACGGACUACGUGGCGACGCGCUGGUACCGCGCGCCGGAGAUCCUGCUGGGCAGCCCCGUCUACACGAAGGGCGUCGACAUGUGGGCCGUGGGCUGCAUCCUGGGGGAGAUGCUCAACGGGAAGCCCAUCUUCCCGGGCACGUCGACGGUGAACCAGCUCGAGAAGGUGCUGGAGCUCACGGGCAAGCCGUCGAAGGAGGACGUCGACGCCGUCGGGUCGCCCUACGCGGCCCAGAUGCUCGACAGCAUCGGCAACGUCACGCGCGUGCCGCUCGACCUGGGGACGACGACGGGCGACCCCAAGGGCCCGUCCGUGCUCCACUCGACGCUCAAGUUCAACCCGGCGAACCGCGUCUCCGCCGUCGACGCCCUCAACGACGCCUGGGUCGCCGAGUUCCACAAGAGCGAGGAGGAGCCCGACUACCCGGGCGGGCCCAUCAAGAUCGUCAUCGACGACAACACGAAGCUCACGGCCCAGGACUACCGCAACAACCUCUACAUGCAGAUCUCCCAGAUCAAGAAGGACGCGCGCCGGCGCGACCAGGCGCGCGGCGCCAACGCCGAGAACGCGAAGCCCGCCGAGAACGCGAACGCGGACCCGAACGCCGCGCCGCCGCAGGCCGCGGCCGCGGCGACCGCGCCGCCCGCGGCGGCCGCCGCCAAGGCCGCGGCGCCCGCGGCGCAAUAG
Messenger RNA from Aureococcus anophagefferens, 1218 nucleotides. RefSeq lists its product as hypothetical. Gene Ontology annotation, cellular component: cytoplasm; nucleus. The record is from RefSeq and is a predicted model, not a curated record. The coding region runs from base 1 to 1218 and encodes 405 amino acids. The transcript is spliced from 2 exons. NCBI's taxonomy places the organism in Eukaryota, Pelagophyceae, Pelagomonadales, Pelagomonadaceae. Gene Ontology annotation, biological process: intracellular signal transduction; protein phosphorylation. Gene Ontology annotation, molecular function: ATP binding; MAP kinase activity.